AUGGUGCACCCCGCCACAGCUCCCAAAGGUGCCCCUCAAGCCUUCGACUUCAUCGUCGUCGGAGGUGGCACCGCCGGCUGUGUUGUUGCUGGCCGUCUAGCCGAGAACCCCAAGGUCUCGGUACUCGUGAUCGAAGCUGGUAUCAAUAACACAAGCGAAAUCCCCGAGAUAUCCACCCCAGCUCGUGCCUUUGAGCUACGAGGCAGUCAGUAUGACUGGCAAUACAAGACCACCCUGAUCGACCGACCGGACUACACCCGAGUCGAGAAGCCCAACACGCGUGGGAAGAUGCUCGGCGGCAGCAGCGGUGGCAACUACUACACCUGGGUCCGCGGCAGUGCGGCCACCUUCGACGACUGGGCCGAAUACGGCACCGACGAGUGGAAUUGGGAGAACACCAAAGCAUACUUCAACAAGUCAACCACGUACCACGACGACGACAACCUCUAUCCCACCGACCUGGCCAAGAUCGGCAACCAGGGCGGACCCCUGCACAUCUCGCACUCCGACCUGGUCCCGGAGCUCAAGCCGUUCCGUGACGCCCUCGAGAAGGCCUGGGUCAGCAAGGGCCAGGAGCUGACGACCGACGUCUACAGCGGCACGCAGAAGGGCCUGUUCAAGUGCGUCAACUCCAUCUACAAGGGCACCCGAUCGACGGCGGCCGUCUUCCUCGAGGGCAAGGACAACAUCACCCUCAUGUCCUCGACCAUAUCGAAGAAGAUUGUCUUCGAGGGCACCAAGGCCGUGGGCAUUACGGUGAUUGGGCCCGACGGCCAGGACUACACCUUCCGGGCCAAGUACGAGGUCAUCGUCUCGGAGGGCGUGUUCGAGUCCCCCAAGCUGCUGAUGCUGUCGGGGAUCGGUCCCAAGGAACACCUCGAGUCCAAGGGCAUCAAGACCCUCGUCGACUCGCCCCACGUGGGCCAGAACCUCCUGGACCACCCCAUCCUGUCCCAUGUCUUCAAGCUCAAGGACGGCUACGGCCUGGACAGCCAUCUCCUGCGCGCCGGACCCCAGAAGGACGGCGCCGUCGCGGCGUACCGCAAGAACCGCACCGGCCCGUACAGCAGCGGCCUGCUCGAACUGGUCGCCUUUCCCCGCGCCGACGAAUGGUUCGAAACCUCCAAGGAGUACCGCGAGUACAAGGCCAAGAACGGCGGCGUCGACCCCUUCGGACCUGGUGGGCAGCCACACUUUGAGGUUGACUUUGUGCCCAUGUUCUGCGACGCUUUCCAGUGGCACUUCCCGACCCCUCCCUCGGGCGACUACCUGACGGUGAUCGUGGACUUGAUGCGGCCGCUGUCGCGCAACGGGGAGGUCAAGCUGAACUCGACGGACCCGACAGAGCAGCCGUACGUCAACAUCAACUUCUUCUCGCACGACCUGGACCUGGUGGCGCUGCGCGAGGGCGUGCGCAUGAUCGACGACAUCGUCAUGAACGGCGAGGGCCUCAAGGACCUCAUCGAGGGCGACUACCCGUGGCCGCUGCCGCGCAACUCGGACGAGGCCAUGAUUCGCCAGAUCCUCGAGCGCUCUCAGACCGGCUUCCACCCGUGUGGCACCGCGCGUCUGGGCAAGGACAUCAAACAGGGCGUCGUCAACCCCAAGCUGCAGGUCUACGGCACCAGCGCCCUGCGCGUCAUCGACGCCUCCAUCUUCCCCGUCAUCCCGGACUGCCGUAUCCAGAACGACGUCUACAUGGUCGCCGAGAAGGGCGCGGACCUCAUCAAGGCCGAGUACCCGAGCCUCUACAAAUGA
Molecule: messenger RNA, 1758 nt
Organism: Fonsecaea erecta
Lineage: Eukaryota; Fungi; Ascomycota; Eurotiomycetes; Chaetothyriales; Herpotrichiellaceae
Exons: 3
Coding region: 1-1758 (585 amino acids)
Molecular function (GO): flavin adenine dinucleotide binding; oxidoreductase activity, acting on CH-OH group of donors
Source: RefSeq, a predicted model, not a curated record